Molecule: messenger RNA, 293 nt
Organism: Racocetra persica
Lineage: Eukaryota; Fungi; Glomeromycota; Glomeromycetes; Diversisporales; Gigasporaceae
Source: the annotation of a GenBank genome assembly
GUCCUUUAAAAAACGCAAUCGAUUGGGCAAGUCGAGUAAUGAUUGGUGAUCGUGGUGAUGUUUUCUUCGGAAAAACUGCUGCGAUAAUAGGAGCGGGUCCUGGAAGUGGACCAGGUGCUUCGGGAUCCGGUCAUGCUCAAUUUGUACUAAGACAAUCUUUAACUCUUUUGAACGUGACAACUGUUAACACACCGUAUGUAAUGUUAACUGGGGCUUAUAAUGCAUUUAAAGAGGAUGGAAGUUUGGAAAAUCAAAAAAUCGAGGAAAAGAUUGUGCAAAUACUAAAAGAACUU